CAAAGCCCCGCUAACAGUUAGGCCACGACAUUAGGUACCCUCCAUUUUAUCAUUUAUCAGAUCCAGGACCUGCUUGCCUCGGAUUUGACAACCCUUGGGAACUUGAUUACUGCAGCCAUCGUUGAUUGUGGCUUUCCAUCUCCGGCCCAUUGUAUUGCUCGCUGCUUUUGUGGUAUUUGUGGCUGUCCUUGUGCAAUAUUUAUCUUUUCCCUCUGCAACCAUUCCUGAACCGACCAUGUCGACUGGAUUGAAAUCUGUUGCUUACUUUGUUAACUGGGCCAUCUACGGGCGCAACUACAAUCCACAAGAUCUGCCCGCCGACAAGCUGACGCAUGUGCUCUACGCAUUUGCCAAUAUCAAUGCGGAGACUGGGGAAGUUUACUUGACCGACAGCUGGUCUGAUGUCGAGAAGCACUACCCAAGUGAUUCGUGGAAUGAUACCGGCAACAAUGUCUACGGUUGCAUCAAGCAACUAUUCCUGCUGAAGAAGCAACAUCGCAAGCUGAAGGUCCUAGUCUCCAUUGGUGGCUGGACAUACUCUGCCAACUUUGCUGUCCCUGCGAGCACCCCGGAAGGCCGGGCGAAGUUUGCCGAGUCCGCUACCCAACUCGUUCUUGAUCUUGGCCUUGAUGGGAUUGAUAUUGAUUGGGAGUACCCCCAAGAUGAGCAUCAAGCUCAAAACCUGGUCGAACUGUUGCGAGCAUGCCGCGAGAGUCUCGAUAGAGCCGCCGGUCCACACCGCAAGUUCUAUCUUUCCAUUGCUUGCCCUGCAGGGCCCAGCAAUUUCUCCAAGCUCAAGCUGCGUGACAUGACGCCCCUGCUGGACUUCUACAACCUCAUGGCAUACGACUAUGCCGGCAGCUGGGACCGCAAUGCCGGCCACCAGGCCAAUGUCUUCCCGUCAAAGUCGAACCCAACCUCGACGCCAUUCUCGACCAUCACUGCGCUCGAGCACUACAUCAAUGUGGAUGGGGUGCCACCCCAGAAGAUGGUUCUAGGCAUGCCGCUGUACGGUCGUGCAUUUGAGAAUACCGACGGCCCGGGCGCGCCAUACAACGGCGUGGGCCAGGGUAGCUGGGAGAACGGGGUCUGGGAUUACAAGGCCCUGCCACGUCCCGGCGCUACGGAGCAUAAUGAUACGGAGACGGACGCAUCCUGGAGCUACGAUCAUAACUCGCGCACCAUGGUCUCGUACGAUACUGUCGAGAUGAGCCAGAGAAAGGCUGCAUUUGUCAAGCACCGGCAGCUCGGAGGUGGUAUGUGGUGGGAGAGUAGCGGUGACAAGGGAGGCAAGGAGGGCGAUCCUGCACAGGGCAGUCUGAUCGGCACUUUCGUGGACGGCGUCGGUGGCGUCGGCGCAUUGGAGCAUACGGAAAAUGCUCUCGAUUAUCCCGAGAGUAAGUAUGAUAACUUGCGGGCUGGGUUUCCCGGCCAGUAAGUAGAUGAAGUAGAUGAGAUCCAUCCGGCGAUCGAUGUAUGACGGCGAGGAGUCAUGCAUGAAAGCGGUCCGGACCGUGGCCAACUGGUCCGUGGUGGCUCUGGGCUUUCGUCCCCUUACACAAAGGCAUAGUGCAUGCAGUCUAUCGUUUACAUAUUACAGCAGAACAAUCAAGAUUGGCAGAAGCCAGGUUUUGGUGUGAGUUUUUUUUGUAUUCACAGUAGUCAAGGUUCCUAAGGUAGGUGCCCUUCAACCGUAUCAUCUAUCGUGAGAUUUCCAUAACUCGUAUCAUGCCUAGAAUAACCCAUGCCCGAACUCGAUAACAGAAACCUCCCGGUUAGACGGGGUCCAUUUACUUGGACUCGUCGAAGACGUAGGUGAGGUGGCACUUGCCGCAGUACUGACGGUUGUGCAUGGCAGCCAUGAAGAUACCGGCACCGCACUAGGAAAAGUAUUAGUCAUUGCGCUCGUCUUUCCAAAGUCUUCCGUCGGAUUUGUAACAUACCUCGGGGGAGGGGCACUCGCGGCGCAGACGCUCAAUCUUGCCAUCGCCGUCAACCUUGUAGUACUUCAGGAUGGCCAACUUGGUCUUCUUGUGCUUGUGCUUGAUCUUCUUAGGGGUGGUGUAGACCUUCUUCUUGCGCUUCUUGCCACCACCACGCAGGCGGAGCACGAGGUGAAGGGUGGACUCCUUCUGGAUGUUGUAGUCCGAAAGAGUGCGGCCAUCCUCGAGCUGCUUGCCAGCGAAGAUCAGGCGCUGCUGGUCAGGGGGGAUACCCUCCUUAUCUAUGCGGGGGACGUUCUGAUUAGUCUCGAUGUUGGAAUUUCUGGUAUCGGAGAGAAGGUUGUUCUUACCCUGGAUCUUGGACUUGACGUUGUCGAUGGUGUCCGAGGACUCCACCUCAAGGGUGAUAGUCUUACCCGUAAGGGUCUUGACGAAGAUCUGCAUCUUGAUGAAGGCCUGGCGGUGGGAGGUUAGCAGCUGGAAUUUGAAAUUUCAGUGCGCGCGAGCAAAAGAGAACGUCGGCCGAAGUGAGCGCAUAAUGGUGGCAUUUUCUUUCGACAUCUCUAGUGCUGAAGCGCAUGGGUGUUGGGGCGUCCAAC
This is a messenger RNA of Penicillium brasilianum, 2542 nucleotides long. Lineage: Eukaryota; Fungi; Ascomycota; Eurotiomycetes; Eurotiales; Aspergillaceae. The record is from the annotation of a GenBank genome assembly.